ACACUCUCUCACAUGCACUGACACUUGCACACGCACACUCCUGCAGGUGCACAGACACUGUCCACAUGCAUACUCUUGCACACACAUAGAUACUUGUACAUACAUGCACAGUCCCAUAAACAGUCACACACAGCUCUCUCUCUCUCGCGCACACACACAAACACAGACUCAUCACCCUUCAGAGACACCAGGGUCAAAAUCCUGGAACUCCCUCUGUAAUGGUAUGGAGUUGGUGGGGGUGGUGUGUAGCGAUUCAUGAAGGUAGUUCACCCCUCUCACCCCUCCAGGGGGCACUGAGGGACAGGGGUGAUAAAUGCUGGGCCUCGGUGCAAUGCAGCCAGUUAGCACAGGUCUGCGUCUGUAUGCAACUCUGUCAUUGGCUCGAGGACUGAACUGGGGUAGGUCCUGGAGCUGUUCUGUCGUGUGUGACUAUCCUGUCUCCAUUUCCUUUAUUGACUGUUCAUGUGAUACCUUUAUGCCCCGAACAUCCCUCCUCACCCUGGCCAUUUCCAUUCCCAUUCCCAAAGAAAAUGGGCAUUGUUCGGAUGAGGAGGGCGCAGGUGUGAACAUUCAGGGCUCCCCGGUCGAGCUGCCAAAUGAUGGAGGGGCCAAGGAGUUGGCAGACAGCAGAGACGUGGAGCUGGAGGGGCAGGGAGGCAGCGCCCAAACUGGACAGGAGGCUCAACCCCAGGAAUCCGACGGGGAACAGGGUUUGGAGAAGGAGCUCUCUGCAGAGAAGGGGAAGACCCAUGAGAGUGAGAGACCCAAGGGGCCCGGCGAGAAAAGCAAAAACACUCUCAACAGCUUCUUUGCUCCCAGGAAGUCCUCUUCCUCAGCAGCCCAGGAGGGAGACAGAAGCUCCCAGGAACAGCCAGGGGCCGGCAGAGACCAGGGCACCCCCUCGUCGCGAGGGGGCCACACCCUGGAUUCGACCGGCAGUGGCACGAUCAGCAGGUUCUUGAAUCCCACCAAAGCCGACCCGGUAUCCGAACUAACCAACGUCUACAAUCCGUCUAAACCGCAAUACCAUCCAGUCAAGGACGCCUGCUGGAGCCAGGGUCAGAGGGUUCCAUACUUGGCAUUGGCUCAAACCUUCGAGAAGAUCGAGAGCGUGUCAGCGAGGUAGGGGACAAUUGCUCACCCCAACCCCCAUCCCAACCCCCGGGGCA
Messenger RNA from Chiloscyllium plagiosum (whitespotted bambooshark), 1169 nucleotides. The record is from RefSeq and is a predicted model, not a curated record. Lineage: Eukaryota; Metazoa; Chordata; Chondrichthyes; Orectolobiformes; Hemiscylliidae.